This is a messenger RNA of Mesorhabditis belari, 681 nucleotides long. The record is from the annotation of a GenBank genome assembly. NCBI's taxonomy places the organism in Eukaryota, Metazoa, Nematoda, Chromadorea, Rhabditida, Rhabditidae.
AUGUUCUCCACUCGUUUCCUCGUCUCCAGCGCUCUCUUUGCCGUCAUUUUCAUCUGCAAGUGCAAGGGAGUACCCGUUGCAAAGCCCGAAGACGGUGCCCUGGUUACGGUAAGCGAGGCGACCACUCAACUCAUUCAAAUCUCAUCGAAUUCCACUGAAAUCGAUACCCUCACCGAAACUGAUUCCACCGGCGUUCGAGUGAAAAGAAGCGGUUGCGGUGUUGCUGUUGCUGCAAACCGUGCUGCUGUUGCUGCAAGCCAUGCUGCUGCUGUUGCAAGUGCUGUAAGUGUUGCCAAUGCUGUACCUGCUGCCGAUGCUGCAAAUGCUGCUGUUGCCGGCCAUGUUGCUGUGGAUGCUGUGGAUGCGGAUGUUGCGGAUGUGGAGGACGCAAGAGAAGCCGAUAACAACUUGUAUCCACUAAAAGGCGUCAUAUCUCUUCAAAACCUUCGUAUCGCUCACUUGAACAAGAUCGAGAACGAGAACAAGCCACAACCCGAGAUCGGUGCCAUUGAUUUCGAGACCUCAUCUGAAGAGAUCACCACCCCAGCGCUCGAGGUCUCACCCGCUCUGCGCUCCCAAACCACCCACCCCCUUAUCGCCAAGCUCAAGAAAUUCAGCCCCGGCCACUUCUUCUCCGACCUCCACAAUCAGUUCAAGAGCGCCGUCCGACAACUUGUCCUU